Messenger RNA from Bursaphelenchus okinawaensis, 588 nucleotides. Lineage: Eukaryota; Metazoa; Nematoda; Chromadorea; Rhabditida; Aphelenchoididae. The record is from the annotation of a GenBank genome assembly.
AUGAAAUUAUUACUGGUGCUUUUCGUGUUUUUUGGUACAGUUUGGGCACGUCGUGCAAGAGAUAUCGACUUCUAUGGCUACCUUACAUGUCAAGACGGCUCUACAUGUCUUAACAAAGAAUGUGGCGUGGAUUUGAUGAUUAAAGACGGUGGCAGCAUCGUUAAUAUCCCUGAUAAGUAAGUUUUUAUUAAAUUAUUGGUAGAAUAGGUAUGAGUGAAGAUGUAAAUUUAGUUAUGCUAUAGCUUAUCCUACGCUAGCCUACUGUACCUUGCCAUACCUUACUUUGCCUUACCUUACCCACCUUCUACCUUACCCUACCAUGUCUUAGCUAUUACAAUCUAACCCACUACAACUUACAGUAUGUGCUCAGUCCGCCGCGUCUACGACGACUUUCGCUUCCACAUCAAAUGCAAACCAAAAGGCUAUGACAACAAGAAAUACACCUUCUACAUCAAGUACUAUGGACGGUGUGGCAGAAACAACCAAUGGGCGGAACGCCAUUCUCCUGUCCCAGUUCACAAUGGCCAACAUCCAGUAAUGGCAUAUGUUGGAGAAGUCAACAUUCCACGCGAAACCAUCGAAGAAUGA